AUGGUAUCCGUGCAAAGACACAGAACACAGUAUUCCGUGGCGGCUUGUCGCUUUUACACUUCAUCCUCACCUUCGUCCUCGUCGUCAGCCGCGGAAGAAGCGUCAGGAAAUACAGCAUCCGAUGGUAGCGCCACCGAAGCCGAUCAUCAUGCAGUAGUUUCUACCUUUGAUCUAUUCUCAAUUGGGGUGGGACCUUCCUCUUCUCACACGGUGGGUCCUAUGCGAGCAGCGAAAUUUUUUGUGGAUGAUCUCAAGAAGCACAAUAUCCUUGAUCAGGUGGACACCAUUCGAGUGGACAUGUUUGGUUCCUUGGCAUUGACGGGAACCGGGCAUGGCACACCGGAUGCCAUCCUGAUGGGUCUUGAAGGUGAAGUCCCCGAUCUGAUCGAACCAUCGAGCACCAAAUCCCGUAUCAAAGACAUUUAUCAGAACAAAUCAUUACGCUUGAAUGGAUCCCACCGAAUCGAAUUCGAUCCAGAGAAGCACCUCAUUUUCAAUUAUUUCAAAUCGCUACCCCAGCAUCCCAACGGCAUGCGAUUUUGUGUUUUUGACAAAGCCGGUAACCUGAAAGCAACCAAUGAAUAUUUUAGUAUUGGCGGUGGAUUUGUGGUCAAUGACGCCACCCAAUUACAACAUGGUGACAACGUGUAUUACAAGCAUGAAGAUGGCGAGGGAUCGAAAGCCAUGGCGGGACGUCGUAAGCAAGAUGCCGCCGUGGUGACGUUGCCUUUUCGAAAUGCGGACGAGUUGCUGGAUGUGUGCAAGCGCGAAAAGAUGACGAUUGCGCAGGUGGUAUUUGAAAACGAACUUCGAUGGUCAACCCCCGAAGAGAUUCGUGCAAAACUGCUGCGACUUUGGAACACCAUGGAUGAAAGUAUUCGAAACGGCGUCAUGGCUGCACCUAAUGAUCAUUUGCCAGGCGCAUUAAAAGUGCCCCGACGAGCACCAGCUCUAUAUAGCAAGUUGUUGAAGGGAUUAUAUGGCCCAUUACCAGAUAGAACCGCAUACAACGAUUCAAGAAUCCCGAUACCAUCUACGUCCCUCACCGAAUCCCUGAAAGAUUCAAAAUCGUUACACGAACAAGAUCAUGCAUAUUCCUCUGCCAAAUUUCCUCUUUCUCUCUCUGUGUUACCAAAACGUCAACGGAAAAGAUUCUUUUUACCAGCCCUUGAUUAUUUAUCCGUGUAUGCCAUUGCCGUGAAUGAAGAAAAUGCUUGUGGUGGAAGAGUCGUGACCGCGCCAACCAAUGGCGCCGCAGGCACCAUCCCUUCCGUGUUAAAGUAUUACCUCGAAUUUAUUUCAGAGCACCCUGAGCACGAUGUCAUGGAAUUUUUGCUGACCACAGCCGCCAUCGGCAUGUUAUUCAAGCGAGGAGCGAGUAUAUCAGCGGCCGAGGUUGGUUGUCAAGGAGAAGUGGGCGUAGCGUGUUCCAUGGCCGCGGCUGGAUUUACCGCAGUGAUGGGUGGUACCGUAGAUCAAGUAGAGAAUGCGGCCGAGAUAGGCAUGGAACACAACUUGGGCUUGACGUGUGAUCCGAUUUCCGGCCUUGUCCAAGUGCCAUGCAUUGAACGAAAUGCGCUGGCGGCUGUCAAAGCUAUUGCGGCGGCACAAUUGGCGUUGAACGGUGAAGGCGACCACCGCGUAUCUUUGGAUCAAGUCAUUGAAACCAUGCGACAAACUGGAGCGGAUAUGAUGUCCAAAUACAAAGAAACAAGCCAAGGCGGUUUGGCCGUCAAUGUACCCUUAUGUUAA
This is a messenger RNA of Radiomyces spectabilis, 1752 nucleotides long. Its product is annotated as serine dehydratase alpha chain-domain-containing protein. Gene Ontology annotation, molecular function: 4 iron, 4 sulfur cluster binding; L-serine ammonia-lyase activity. Bases 1 to 1752 code for a protein of 583 amino acids. Gene Ontology annotation, biological process: gluconeogenesis. NCBI's taxonomy places the organism in Eukaryota, Fungi, Mucoromycota, Mucoromycetes, Mucorales, Radiomycetaceae. The transcript has 6 exons. The record is from RefSeq and is a predicted model, not a curated record.